AUGGAAUUAACUUCUGAGCAGGUAACAAAAUCAACAUCUGAGCAAUCAAACAGUAGUGAAAAUAUUUCACAAACAAGUACAGAAGUAAAUAUUGAAAAUACUGAAUUUAUUGAUGAAACCACUAAAGAUAUAUUUAUAAGUUCUGCUGACAACAAUCAGUUUACUUUUGAAUCGGUUACACAAAUGGAUAGCAAACCAGAUAAUAUAAAAUUUAGAACACAAAGUUAUUACAAAAGCUUCUCCAACAGUCUUUCGGGACGUCCUCAAUUUAGACAAGUAGGACAAUUUAACGAUGGAAAAUCUUAUGUUUUAACCGAAAAUAUAAAAAGUUCGUUGGUUGAAACCGUUUUAACAGUUAUAAUCGAAGACAUUAAUGAUAAUAAGCCAAUAUUUGAAUAUCCACCACCUGAUACAAAAUUUGUUAUUGGUUAUCCUGAUGUAGAAGUAUCGAAUAAUAUCCUUCCGCAAUAUUUAAUAAAAGUUAAUGCAACCGAUUUAGAUAUCGGUUUAAAUGCUUUGAUACGUUAUAAAUUAGAUAAUCCAGAUUUUGGAAUCGAUGAAGAGACCGGCAUUAUAUAUCCAUAUUCAGGUGCUAUGGAAAAUUCAAAUGAAAUCAGCUUAACUGUGUAUGCUGUGGAUCGUAAUGGAGAAAUGGAAGGAAGCUUAAAUAGUUCUGUGAAAAUUAUUGUAAAAAAAAUUCAUUCAUAUCAAUUGAUUCUAUUAGAAUUUCAAGGAAAUCAAAUGGAAAAUGUUGACGAAUUAUUAAAUGAAGUGAGUAAAAAUAAGGGAUUUGAUUUAAUACCGUUGAAAUGGGCCACUGUCCCUAAUUUAACAGCUACAAAUAAACAAUCUCUAUUACAUCAAAUGAUAGCCAGAAUACAUAGGAUUUUCGGACCAGCUUAUAGUCAAAAAACAACAUUAAAAGUUUGGACAUAUGCCAUUAAUGAAAAUGCUGAUUUCGUGAAAAGUGAUAAGAUUAUAGAGAAGCUUUCUGGAAGUUCUGAUGUUAUAGCUGCAUCUUAUGAAGAUACAGUAAAAUAUGCUGACGCGAGUCGUGAUGUAACUGCUUUUAUAGUUGGAAUUGUAAUUUUAUCAGUAAUUUGUAUAGGAUGCUUAGGUUUUAUCUCAUGGGUUGUCUAUUUCCGAAAAGCUUUAUAUGAGAAAACAUCUUCAACUAGUCGUUCAGAAGUUUCGUCUUUUGCUGCUAGUUUAGAAACUAAUUCAACUGAACCUGAGAAAGAUUCAUCUACACAAAGUUCGAAUAAUGUAAAACGAGAUACAAUGAAAAUUGCUGGAACGACAACACAAGAAACAUCUGAUUAUCAAACAAGAAUGUUAGAAUUAUUAAAUGAUCGAAAUCACAAAGAAAAUGAUGAUAAUUAUGAAAAUAAUUCUGGUAAUGAAAAUUUUGAAUGUGAUGAAGAAGGAACGAUACCCAAUGGUGAUAUCGGUGGUGAAAGAAGAAAAUCAGUGGUUAAAUUUAAUGAAUUAGUAGAACGAAUUGAAAUUGAAGAUAGAAGGGGCAGUCAAAAUAGUGGUAUAAGUUCUGAAAGAUUAUAAAUUAUUAGAAUUAUUUCCUAUUAUU
Condylostylus longicornis is the source of this 1585-nucleotide messenger RNA. RefSeq lists its product as uncharacterized. The transcript has 3 exons. The record is from RefSeq and is a predicted model, not a curated record. Bases 1 to 1560 code for a protein of 519 amino acids. Gene Ontology annotation, cellular component: plasma membrane. Gene Ontology annotation, molecular function: calcium ion binding. NCBI's taxonomy places the organism in Eukaryota, Metazoa, Arthropoda, Insecta, Diptera, Dolichopodidae. Gene Ontology annotation, biological process: homophilic cell-cell adhesion.